AUGUCGGACACUUUCAGGAUACUGACCGGAAGCGGUUCGAGCGGCAUUUCCUUCGACCGCAAACGCUUUUCAGAGGAUGUGGGCAUAUUCAAUCCUCGAGCAGCUUCGGCUUCCUCUCAGCCCGCCAGCGCUGCUGGGUCGAGUUCAUCAGAGAAAGCAGCAACAGGUGCAAGCGUGCAGCUACCUUCAUCGCUCGAUUUCUUUGGGAGCGCUAGAAGGGGAAAGGGCGCAGAUGGGGAGGAAUUGCGAGGUCAGAAAAAGAGGCGAAGAUUGCAGGGUGCUGGUGAUGAGGCGCGAAAGAGCGAGGUAAAUGAGGAUAGCCAUAGGACGGAUUGUGAGUCCAGCAUAUGCGCAGAAACGACCGCUUGGCAAGCCGACUCAGUCAAAAGGCCAGCUGCUGACCAAGCUUGAGCCUACCCCACUUUAUCCAAAGCCGUAGCCGAGCCUUUGACGCGCUCCACUGCAGGUGCAUUCCUCAAGGAGAAGCGAUUGAAGCUGACAGGGACAGAUGCACCACUCCCACUGACCUCCUGGUCUGAGAUCAAGUCACGUUGGAAGGGCCCCUCCUGGCUCUCUGCUGCUCCUUCCACGUGCGGGUUCGCCACGCCCACACCGAUUCAAUGCGCCGCCACUUCCAUCUUGCUGGAUGAUAGGGACAUCUUGGCUGGCGCACCCACAGGCUCAGGAAAGACUCUGGCUUACCUCAUUCCAAUUUUGUUUCAUUUACGAGAGCACAAAAAGGAAGGCUUCCGAGCUCUCAUUGUUGCGCCCUCUAGAGAGCUGGCUGUACAAAUAGAUGGCCAGCUUGCAAAACUCGCUGGCAGGAACAAAAUCAAAACCUGCGUUCUUACCAAGGCCAACCAGGCCAAUCUGAAGGACAAGGAAGCGGCGAAAAAAUUUGGUGAGCAAAGUAACGCCGCCCAAAUCCAGAGAGUAUGCUGAUCACCUCGACUCCCCAUCACACACCCUGCACAGACGUACUCAUUACUACCCCUUUGCGCUUGGUGCACGGACUAGAUGCCGGGGAGAUUGAUCUGACAAAGUGAGUCGAGCGCCGGCAAGAGACGGCGUGUAUACGACCGUGCCGCUCAACAAGACCUUCCCGUCUUCUCUCGCAGCGUACGACACUUGGUCUUGGAUGAGGCUGAUCGACUCCUCGAAGACGGCUUCUUGGAGCAAACCGACACCAUCUUGGCAGCCUGCUCGCAUCCAUCGCUGCGCAAAGCACUCUUCUCGGCUACGCUUCCUUCAGGAGUGGAAGAGAUGGCCAAGUCCUUUCAAUUGGACGCUAUUCGCGUCAUAGCAGGCGUCAAGGACGCAGCAACUGAAAGCAUAUCUCAGCAGCUAACCUAUGUCGGAUCGGAAGAGGGCAAAUUGCACGCCGUGAGGAGCAUGAUACACGAGGGAAAGCUCAAGCCUCCCGUCUUGCUCUUUGUCCAAUCCAUCGAACGGGCUCGCCAGCUGUUCGAGGAGCUGAUAUACGACGGGCUGCAUGUCGACGUCAUCCAUGGGGAGAGACCGAAAGCUCAGCGAGACUCGGUCAUAGACGCUUUCAAGCGGGGAGAUGUUUGGGUCCUGAUUUGCACAGAGCUCCUAGCCAGAGGCAUUGAUUUCAAGGGCGUCAGACUGGUUAUCAAUUAUGACUUCCCUCAAAGCGUGCAGAGCUACGUGCACCGGAUCGGCAGGACCGGUAGAGCUGGCCGGGCGGGCGAAGCGGUCACCUUCUUCACCAAGGAAGACGGACCGUAUCUGCGCUCGUCAGUCUUCUGGUGCCAAAGACUCACGUCAACGAUGUUGUGCUCCGACGCUGACUCGACUUCCUUGGCUUGUCACAGAGUGGCCAACAUCAUGAAGGCUUCGGGAUGUGAAGUGCCAGAAUGGAUGUUGAAGCUCAAGAAGCCUUCUCAAAACCAGCGCAAGCACAUCAACAAGCGACCUGUGGAUAGACAAGCAGUCAAGAGCGCCGCUGGGAGCUCUCAAGGUCGAAGGAUAGCCAACAAACGAUCUCAAAUGAUCGAAGCUAGCAAAGCGCGGCAGCAACAGCACGAUGCGGGCUUGGAGAAGGAGGCAGAGUAA
Molecule: messenger RNA, 2076 nt
Organism: Ceraceosorus bombacis
Lineage: Eukaryota; Fungi; Basidiomycota; Exobasidiomycetes; Ceraceosorales; Ceraceosoraceae
Source: the annotation of a GenBank genome assembly